AGAGUGGAAUAGAAAAAGCUCUCUUCCUCUCCCACCGUCUCCCGUCUUUCCUCCUCCCUCUCUCUCGAUCUCCGAGCUCUCGCCCUUUUCGUUUCUUACUCUGGUUAAUUUCUGCUGCUCUCGUACCGCAACUGAAGGUUGAAGGAAGCUUGAGGCUCCUCUGAGUUUGAGUAAAGGUACAUCUGCUGUGUUGAUAUACAAGGAAGUCUUGGAAAAUGGUUGACUUGAAACUGUGGAUGAUGUCAAUUUUUGCUUUUAGCUUGGUCAUGGUUGUUGCGAUACCAUUUCCUUCAGGAUACACAUGUGAAGAAGAUGUCUAUGCUAUUAGUAGCUUGCAUGCGGCAUUUGGGUAUCCCCUUCUUCCUGGAUGGACCCUUUUCGGAGGGGAUCCUUGCCUUCAAGGAUGGCAAGGCGUCCAAUGUGUUGGGCCAAAUAUAACUGCAAUAGUUAUCAAUGAUGCAAAUCUUGGAGGAGAAUUAGGUGAUAUGCUUGGAAAUUUUACUUCUAUUAUUACAUUAGAUUUUAGCAAUAACCAUAUUGGUGGAAGCAUUCCAACAAAUUUGCCAGUUACUCUAAGGCAAUUUUUUCUGUCAUCCAACCAACUCACGGGAAGGAUUCCAAGUUCUUUGGCAGAUUUAACUCUCCUUUCUGACAUGUCACUCAAUGAAAACUUCUUAAAUGGAGAACUGCCUGAUGCUUUCCAGUCCCUUACUGGUCUAGUGAAUUUGGAUGUUUCUUCUAACAAUUUGAGUGGUCCUUUGCCACCCUCAAUCACCAGCUUAUCAUCGCUGACUACCUUACAUAUACAGGAUAAUCAUAUAUCUGGAACCCUUGAUGUUUUGCAAGAUCUACCCCUGAUGGAUUUGGACAUUGAGAAUAAUCUGUUUUCUGGACCUGUUCCAGAGAAGCUCUGGUAUAUUCCAAAUUUCAAAUCGAACGGAAAUCCGUUUAAUACAACAGUUGCUCCAGAACCAGCACCAGUUCAGGCAUUUCCUUCCUUAGUUGCACCUGUUCCUUCCCCUUAUUCUGAUGCACCCGUUCGCCAUGGUGCACCUACUCACCAUGGUGGAACAAGCUCGACUGUUAGAAAAAAUUCAACCAUGAGGGUCAUUGCUUAUGUUGUUGCUGUGGUACUAGUUAUAAUUGCAGUUCUCCUUGCUCUGUUUUGUACAUUGAAGUUGCAAGAACGACACCUCAAGCGCGAGCUCAUUCCCAAUUGUCAUAAAAAAAUGGCACCUAAAAUGACCAAGCACCCUUCAAGCACUACUGAUUUGGCUGCAUCAAAUUACAAGAAAGAAGAUUUUUAUGGGAACACUCUCCGGAAACAAAAGGAACAUGAAGCUCAUAUGAUUGAAACUUCUGCAGGGCUGAGGCCCAUUAUGGCUGAAAAAGUAGCUGCAAAACCCAUUGCCCCCUUGUACAAAGAAAAAGAUUAUAUUUCUUUUGACAAAGCAAUGUCUCUAAAAAGAAAUUGUACUCUCCCAGCUUCUGUGACAUCCUUUUCUGUUGCUUCGCUUCAGCAGUAUACCAAUUAUUUUGGAGAAGAAAAUCUGAUCAGAAGCUCUUAUUUGGGCAAGGUAUAUGUGGCAGAGCUGUCUGAGGGCAAGCUAUUAACAGUCCUGAAGCUCAAUAAUCUGACUUCAAACAUCAAUACUGAUGACUUUCAUGAGUUAGUGUUGCGCAUCUCAGAACUUCAACAUCAGAACAUCAUUAAGCUUGAGGGCUAUUGUUCUGAAUUUGGACAGAGGCUGCUUAUCUUUAAAUACUUCAGCAGAACUACACUUAAUGACUUGCUUUAUGAUUUUAGUAAGAAGAGAUUAUCAUGGAAUGCUCGAAUUCAAAUUGCGCUUGCUGCUGCCAGAGCCAUAGAGUACCUACAUGAGUCCUGCAAGCCUCCCGUCAUACUCAGAAACCUAGAAGCCUCCAGUAUUCUACUUGAUGAUGAGCUUGCAGUAUGCAUUUCUGAAUGUGGCCUGGCUUCAGAUGUAUUAUCCAACUCUUUAACCCAGUUUUCAGGUGAUUCAAGAACACCUUUUGGUUAUGAGGCCCCAGAAAUUAGUGAGUCAGGGUCUUAUACAGAUCGAAGUGAUGUUUACAGUUUUGGCGUUGUUAUGUUAGAGCUUCUUACCGGACGCCAACCAUAUGAACGUUCACAGUCUCGUGCAGAGCAGUACUUAGUCAGAUGGGCCAGUCCACAGCUUUAUGACAUCAAUGCAUUAUCAAGAAUUGUGGAUCCUUCUAUUGAUGGUGUGGUUUCUCUAAAGUCAUUAUCUCGCUUUGCAGAUAUCAUCAGUCGUUGUAUUCAGCAAGCUCCAGAAUUCAGGCCAUCAAUGUCUCAGAUUGUGCAAGAUUUAAGCCUGGUGUUAAAAGAUGCAACGAUGUGAAUCCUUAAUGCAUUUUCAUAGUGGAAAUACUAAUUGAAGGAGACUUUGAAAUUUGCAAAACAAACCUUAGCCUUCUAAUUAUUUGCAAAUAAAACCCUCUUUUUUGUGUUUUUGGAUAGCCAGCCCGCCCUUAUCAGCAAAAUAUGUAUAAUAAUCACCAUCUGCCAACUCCAGUAUUACUCUCCUGUCACAUGGCGUUUCUGUAGCUUUGUUAAAAGCCAGUUUGGAUAAACAGAUUGUUUUGAAUUUUGUAAUAUUUGAUUUAUUUUAUACAUUAUAG
This is a messenger RNA of Dendrobium catenatum, 2664 nucleotides long. RefSeq names its product protein STRUBBELIG-RECEPTOR FAMILY 3. Gene Ontology annotation, molecular function: protein kinase activity; ATP binding; protein binding. Bases 216 to 2384 code for a protein of 722 amino acids. Lineage: Eukaryota; Viridiplantae; Streptophyta; Magnoliopsida; Asparagales; Orchidaceae. The record is from RefSeq and is a predicted model, not a curated record. The transcript has 17 exons. Gene Ontology annotation, biological process: protein phosphorylation.